GCGACCAUUUAUUUCCCCGCGAUCAUCUUCAUGCAGGACGAGGCCAUGAACGACUUCGGGGCCGAGGUAUAUCUCGGAACAGUUCGACGCACUGGGGCGGCACGACGUGCUCCUGCCGCAGCCGGAACCGGGGCCCGGUGGAGCCGGAGAUGUCUGGGCUCAGUCUUGGCCAUGGUCCUCGCUCUCUUUCCCUCCGUGAUGUGCGCCCGGACCCGCCUGCUGAUGUCGCAGGGCUGCCGCGCGCUGUUCCGCGAGGCGCGCCGCGCGCUGCCGCUGGCCUCCAGGCUGCGGCUCUUCCUGCCGAUAGGGGACGGGGACGUGGUCCACGGACUCUCGUUCGAGGACGUCGCCAAGUUCGACGCGUCCGUGCUUGUGAACAUCGCGGUCACCACGUUCGUGGAGAUGUACGCGAUGCACAUGCCGCUCUUCGUGCCCGACGAGCUCUGGCUCGCGAGGCUGUGGCCGAAGCAGAUGACGAGCUACGGGCGCGCGCACCCCGGGCUCCACCGCGAGUUCAGGGGCAGCGCCCCCCGCGGCGCGCGGCACCCGACGCCGUACCCCUCCCUGGACCGCGUGGCGGAGGACUUCCGCGCCAUGCUGUAUUGGGCGUCGCACUACGCUCACCUCCACAACCUUCCAGGCGUGCGGCCCUUCGCGUCCAUCCCGGCGCUCCUGCUGCUACUGCACAGCGGCCAGGGCGGCCUGACCGAG
Prorocentrum cordatum is the source of this 711-nucleotide messenger RNA. NCBI's taxonomy places the organism in Eukaryota, Dinophyceae, Prorocentrales, Prorocentraceae. The record is from the annotation of a GenBank genome assembly.